Larimichthys crocea (large yellow croaker) is the source of this 6259-nucleotide messenger RNA. RefSeq names its product sodium-dependent neutral amino acid transporter SLC6A17. The record is from RefSeq and is a predicted model, not a curated record. The transcript has 12 exons. The coding region runs from base 422 to 2869 and encodes 815 amino acids. Gene Ontology annotation, biological process: alanine transport; L-leucine transport; sodium ion transmembrane transport. NCBI's taxonomy places the organism in Eukaryota, Metazoa, Chordata, Actinopteri, Sciaenidae. Gene Ontology annotation, cellular component: synaptic vesicle; plasma membrane.
AGUAUUUUUUUUUUUAGAACAUUUAAUAAGAGAUGAGUUGCCCUGACAGGUUGAGUGGUUCUUCACAUUUUUAUCAAUUGGAAUAAGAAUGACGAAAGCUGCGUCACACGCUCACUUCCUCAGGUAGGAGUGGAUAACCUUGAGAAAUACGCGCACAGUUUGGCUCUUAUCCCCUCACACACACACACACACACUUCAUUCAGCACCCCAUCUUCCCAUGCAGAGAUGCUGUGAUGGCCGGAAGUCUAUAACAACAAGUGAUCAUUUGUCAUUGUUGGUAAUAAGCAGCACUUUGUGCGUCACGGUGCGCCCCUGGACUCUCCACCCUGCAUGUCAAUUGUAGGCAGAGCAGCAUGUGAUCGUCCGUCCUCCAGUGUCCUGUGAGCGCUCACUCAGUACCACAGUGCUGCUCAGCGGAUGUAUGCAUGCCUCUCUACAGAUUUUCUCUCACAUCUGCGCUCACAACAAACCCUGGAUAUCGCCGCUAAAGACUCACGACCUGAAAUCACUCUUCAGCAUCGCCCUUACAGCCACAUCCAUCCAUCUCUUCUCCUCUCUCUGCCUGUAUCACUACCUCUCUCUUCCCACCAGUCUCUGUCUCGCUCUCUCUUUCUCUCUCUCCGCCCCCCAACCCCCCUCCCCGAACCCGAUGCCUAAAAACAGCAAGGUGACGCAGAGGGAGCAGAGCCAUGAGCACGUCACAGAGUCGGUGGCUGACCUGCUCGCGCACGAGGAGCCGUUUGACUACAAGAACAGCUCCCUGAACGUCGGAGGGGCCGCCGGGAAGAAAGUCCCGCAGAUAGAGGUGCCUGAAAAUGAUGGACGCCCUGCCUGGAACAGCAAACUGCAGUACAUCCUGGCCCAGGUGGGCUUUUCUGUGGGCCUGGGGAACGUGUGGCGCUUCCCUUACCUGUGCCAGAAGAAUGGUGGAGGUGCCUAUCUGGUUCCCUACUUCAUCCUCCUCCUCAUCAUCGGCAUCCCACUCUUCUUCUUGGAGCUGGCCGUGGGUCAGAAGAUCCGACGCGGGAGCAUCGGGGUCUGGAACUACGUCUGUCCCAGUCUGGGCGGGAUAGGGAUGUCCAGUCUGAUGGUGUGUGGCUUUGUGGGUCUCUACUAUAAUGUGAUCAUUGGCUGGAGCAUCUUCUAUUUCUUCCAGUCCUUCCAGUAUCCUCUUCCAUGGAGCGAAUGUCCGAUCAGAAGGAACGGGACCCUUGCCAUUGUGGAGCCAGAGUGCGACAAAAGCUCGGCCACGACCUAUUUCUGGUACCGCCAGACUCUGAACACCACCAGCACUAUCGCAGAGAGCGGCGGCCUCAACAUCAAAAUGACUCUGUCUCUUCUGGUGGCCUGGAUCAUCGUCUGCCUUGCCGUUAUCAGAGGGAUCGCCUCCUCUGGGAAGGUGAUGUACUUCAGCUCUCUUUUCCCCUAUGUGGUGCUGUUCUGUUUCCUGGUCAGGGGUUUAAUGCUGAAGGGGUCAGUGGAUGGUAUUGCCCACAUGUUCACUCCCAAGUUGGAAAAGAUGCUGGAGCCCCAGGUGUGGAGGGAAGCGGCCACCCAGGUCUUCUUCGCCCUGGGUCUGGGGUUUGGAGGAGUCAUAGCUUUUUCCAGUUACAAUAAGAUCGAUAACAACUGUCACUUUGAUGCAGUGCUCGUCUCUGUCAUCAACUUUCUCACAUCCAUUCUGGCCACGCUGGUGGUGUUCGCGGUGCUCGGCUUCAAGGCCAACAUCAUGAAUGAAAAGUGUGUCGUGGAUAAUGCAGAGAAGAUCGUGGGAUACCUCAACUCCAACGUCCUGAGUCACGAUCUAAUCCCUCCACAUGUAAACUUCUCCCAUCUCAGCACAUCAGACUAUGCUGAGAUGUACGGGGUCAUCAAGACUGUGAAAGAGGGCAGCUUCGCCCAGCUCGGUCUGGAGCCUUGUCUCCUGGAGGAUGAACUCAACAAGGCUGUCCAGGGCACCGGCUUGGCCUUCAUCGCCUUCACAGAAGCUAUGACUCAUUUCCCAGGAUCUCCUUUCUGGUCCGUCAUGUUCUUCUUCAUGCUCAUCAACCUCGGUCUGGGCAGCAUGAUCGGCACCAUGACUGGCAUCACCACACCUGUCCUGGACACCUAUAAGGUCCAGAAGGAACUUUUCACAGUGUGUUGCUGCAUCAUUGCUUUCUUUUGUGGCCUGCUGUUCGUUCAACGCUCAGGAAACUACUUCGUCACCAUGUUUGAUGAUUACUCAGCCGGACUGCCUCUCACUGUAGUGGUCAUCCUGGAAAACCUGUCUGUCGCUUGGAUUUAUGGCACAAAAAGGUUCAUGCAGGAUCUAGAGGACAUGUUGGGUUUCCGACCGUAUAAGAUCUAUUUCUACCUGUGGAAGUACGUCUCCCCUCUGUGUCUCAUUGUGCUCAUCUCAGCCACAGUCAUAGAGAUGGCCAUCAGCCCACCAGGAUACAAUGCCUGGGUCCAAGAGCUGGCUCAGGAACGCUUCCAGAGCUACCCUCCCUGGGCACUGGCCAUGUGUUUCGCUCUCAUCGUAGUGGCCAUGCUUCCUCUCCCUAUUGUCUUCAUCGCGCGACGCUUCAACCUGAUGUCAGACGGCUCCAACAAGCUGUCUGUCUCCUACCGUAAAACCAUGAUGAAGGAUAUUUCCAACCUGGAGGAGCAAGACGAAGCCAGAUUCAUCCUCGGUUCCAAACCCGGCGAGGUGCCAUCAUCAGUGCCGACACGUAAAAACUACCUGACUCCAGGAGGGACCAAACCUCUGGACCCCAACUCCUUGUCUCCAAACAGCUGCUACGGUACAAGCUACCAGAACGCAGCCAUCAGCCCCACCACACCGACUACACCGACCACACCGGCCACACCAGAGUCUGACUCUUGACUGCUGACCAAACACCCGUCUGACACCCAGUCCUGUAGCACAGUUUACCUUUCAGCCAUAAGGUCUCCACCAGGGGUCACUGCAGCGCAGAGACUCCCCACCACUGCCCAAAAAUAACGCCACAAAACUGUACGUAGCUGCCCAACACAAGCUUUGACACGUAACAUCAAGGAACCACCAGUAGCAGCAGAUCAAACACUGAAUUCAGGGUUAGACUGACGGUGACACACUGUACAUCUGUAUCUAUUUAACAUCACAUGAUUUAAGCCUUAGUAUAAGGAUCCUCAGCAGACACAACCUCCACACACAGUUUAAAGAUACAACCCUGAAAGAAUGAAUGUAGAGGAGUCGAUGUGCUCCCGCUGAUUGAACAGGUUUUCACUCAGUUCCAGUGUUGUAGUCAAGCGAGACCAAGUCAUGACCAAGACCAGAAUGUAUCGAGACCAACGACUAUGAGAGGUCGAGAUCAAGAUAGUAUAGCCUACUUAAGUAGUGAAUAUUCGGGUUUAGAUAGCCAAAUGUUAUUACAGAAGAUAAUAUAGUCAAACAAUCACAAACAUUUAGUGAUACCUCUGCAGUUGUGUUCUUGACCUGUCUGGAAAUAAAGCCCUCUUUGUCUGAGACAAGAAUCAAUUUGAGACCUUCAAAAAGGAGUCUUGAGGCCUAUAUCAAGCCCAAGACCAGUCUCGAGUACUGCUCACUGGCUCAGAGAGCCAAGGUGAAUGUGAGUUUAAUUAUUUUUGCAUUGCAAAUACAGUCAAACUCGAUUAGAUCUUAGUGAUUUCAGUGAGUCUGACAUUAAUGUCCUGAUGCCCUGAGCUAGAAAACACUUGUUUUCACAGGGCUGUUAUGUAUUAUAAACUGUCUGCUCUAAAGACGUCCAUUUAUGUUUCAUUCUCUUCUAUUCCCAUCUUCUGUUGUGUUUCGUGGGCAUUGUUCUUGUUCACCCUGUAAAACAGCAGUGUAUAGUAUAGUGAUACGAUAUAGGAUUAGAAUUUUGUCACAGUCUCAUCAUCCAUCACAUCAUCCAAUACUCGAGGAUAUCACUCAUUUCAGUUUGUCCACCACCAGAGAGUGACAACAAAGCACAUGAAACCCUCAUGUUUAUAUUGCAGCGUUUUACAUCGCGUACCACCUCAGAAAAAUAUUAUGCUCUCCAAUUACCACCAUCACAACAGAGGUUAAAAUAUUAGUAGUGUACAGCGACCAUAUUAGAUCACAUAGCAGGCAGGUUGCUCAAUCCUGAACAGAACCAGUUCAAGAAUCAGAUUGUUAAACUGGAGUUAAACGGGAACUCCUGAUCAACACUUUUCUUCCUAAUAUUUCCCGUUUGGAGCCAUGAACGCUUUUUGUGCUUCUGAAGCAUUCAUUUCACCUCCACUUACCAUGUCGCUGUCACAUGUGUGUGUGUGUGUUAGUGCGUGCUUACAUGCCUGAACAUGACCGAGCAGGUAAAUAACAUUUAAGCGAUCUCAUAGUCAUUUCGAUGUGCCCUGUGAUGAACUGGUGACUUGUCGAGGGUGAACCUUUCCCCAAAUGUCAGCUGUAAUUGGCUGCAGCCCCCUGCAACGAGGAUAAGCAGUUACAGAAAGUUUAUGGAUUUUGCAGUAUUUUCAUUUAUUUAAUUAAAAAAACAUAUAUAUAUUUCCAUGUACCGCUUGUUGAGGCGAUCUUAAUUCACCUCCCCGAAUUGGUUGAUGCAAGAUGAGCACUCAAAGGAUGUGGAUUCGUUCAAAGUAUUUAUUCAAUUAUAACAAAAGCUUUUGGAGAUCUCACCACAGAAAAUACAUCUGUUACAGCAAUGAGCCAAGUGAGAUUUGAGGAGUCCAUGCUGCUCUGUCUUAUUAUACUCUUCUACACCUGUCCACUGACAUCACUUCCUCUCUUCCUGAUCCAUACGUGGCUGCCCUAUAUGGUUAUAUUUCUUUGAAGUCUUUAGCUGCUUAAAAUAGGAUGUUUCCCCCUCCUAAGGGUGCAGUCCUUUUGCUCUGUCUGUGCAAACCUUUCUGAGACAUUCCUGAAAUAGCCAGUAGAAGAAAUACAAGUUGUCAGCAUGAGUGUGUGUCCCUGCUGAGUUGCACACUUCUUACUGUUACAUUCAUUUGCUUCAUUAUACAUUCUUUAAGCAUUGUGAUUACUUGAAUAGCUAGUGUGUUUGUUCUGUACAUCUAUAUCCACACGCUAGAGGGAGGUUGCCUACCACCAGGGCACACGGACCAUAGUUUGAGAAACAGUGUAUUACAGACAAGACACGCUGAAUUGUGUUGAAACUACAAAGAGCUCGGUACAGAAAGCACAACCUUGUUGUGAAAUUAAAACAAAAGCACAAAGAAGAUUUUACACAAUUGUUGUGCGUACAUUAAUCAUUAACCCAACCUGCUCACAUAUUUGUUUUGAACAUUUAUGCACAUGUUGAAUUUAAAAUUAUUGCUGCUGUCAAAUAUAUCCCACACAAUGUCUAAGCAAUAUAUAUAUAGAUAUAGAUAUUUAUGCUGGAGCACAAAGAAUGCACAAACUACGUUCGCUAUGGGGACAAAAACAUAUAAAAACAGCUAUGGACCAAAAGAUUUAGGAAAAAAAUCCAAAUUAUGUAAUAUUAAACUCAUCAGCUAACUUAUAUAAACCUCUGUAAACCUUCAUACACAUAUGCUCAAACGCACACAUGCACGCUGUUUGUGGAUAAUAAACCACUGGAAGUAUUAUUGAAGCAGACAGUAAUAUUAACAUAUUUCACACUGCUGCUCCUUUGUGAUGAAGAUCUUUGGCUCCUGGUUGAACUGAUGUUUAACCAGCUGACAGGUAAAGUUAAGACGGACGUAUUUCCCUCAACCUGUUUCAUGUUUGUACGCACGGAUAGUGAAUUCAAACUGAGCACAUUCAAGUUCCUGUUACACGGAAGAGGAUAUCUUUAUUUAUUUUUUUAUCACAAUAUUCAAAGCCAUGGUGUUGAGGAAUAAAUGGACUAUAUUUAUAUUCCUGUAUGUAUAUUUGCAGUGUGUGUAGGUGUGAUGAACAACAAAGAUUUAUCUUUUAAAAGUGACCAGUAUAUACAUAUACUGUAUAUUUUCAUCUUGUGUGAUGCUUAUUUAAAUUGUAUAUUUAAAGAUUUAUCUAUUUUGUAGUUUGUAGCUCGCUGUGGGGUGUGAAAAAUGCUGCUGGGAGGUGGAGGUUGUGUAUGAUGUCAAGUGUCGUCUUAUACGGGCAGCAGCUGGUUCUCUGUUGUGUUUCAUGAGAGCUGCUUGUUCUUCUGGCACCUGGUGUUCAGAGACGUCCAGUCACCCGUCUCCACUUUAGGUUUACUGGUCCACUUGUUUUUAGCCACACUAGCAUCACCUGUGUUAGAUGGGUUUUACCGUGACUUCUGGUGCCAUCUGCAGGUCUAAAUGUCAU